CAACGGCCCCUAUUUCUUAGUUACAUUUAAAUCUAAAGCACAGGAGAACUGAAAAAGUGAAGUGAUAAUGUGUCCGGCGUGUCUGUAUGUCAGCAGGACAGAACAGCAUAGAGACGUAUUUCUGUAUUUUCUCUGUAUGUCUCUCAUUGGUGGUCAACCGACUUCUCCUAGUCUGCAUGCUGAUUACAGUUUGUAUAAUGUAAUAGGACUCUUGCCCCUUGAUCGACCCGUUUACAGCCUACGUCAUCGAAAAGCUGCGUGCGCAGUUUGGUAACGGAAGUACUAUUUUACCCCGGCCGGACAAGUUAAAAGCGUUAAAUAAUACCGUCAACAGCACCCAAAUGUCGGGUUGUUGUGUGAAUGGUUGUCGAAAUCGGUAUUCUAAAGGCGGACUCAAGUUCUACAGGAUACCUACCGGAUCGAGACCAUUUCAAAGCAACCGAAGGCGGCUGUGGCUUCAAGCUAUCAAGCGUGUAGACUGGACUGAGACCACGAUCAAAAAUGCUCGCAUCUGCGGUGCCCAUUUUAUAUCAGGUGAAGCAUCGUUGGACUGGCGUAGUCCUGAUUUUGUGCCUUCUGUGUUUGUAUACACAAAACAAAGCCAGAAACCCGAGGCAAAGAUGGAAAGGAAUCAUAGGAAAAGGAGGAGAGAUGACAUGGUUAACAUCCCACCAGAUCAACCUGGCCCUUCUGAAACUCCAGAACAAGAAACCAGCAUGGAUGAUUGUCCUGUGAUGCCUCAGCAGCUGCUGGUGGUUAAAGAAGAGGAUCUCCCUGAGCAGCAGGAGCUGAUCUCCAGUCUGGACCAGGAGGAGCCAGAGCCCCCACACAUUAAAGAGGAGCAGGAGGAACUGUGGACCAAUCAGGAGGGAGAGCAGCUUCAUGAUGUCACCCAGUUCCAAUUCUUUCCUGUCACUGUGAAGAGUGAGGAUGAGUUGAUGCCUCAGCAGCUGCUGGUGGUUAAAGAAGAGGAUCUCCCUGAGCAGCAGGAGCUGACCUCCAGUCUGGACCAGGAGGAGCCAGAGCCCCCACACAUUAAAGAGGAGCAGGAGGAACUGUGGACCAAUCAGGAGGGAGAGCAGCUUCACGAUGUCACCCAGUUCCAAUUCUUUCCUGUCACUGUGAAGAGUGAGGAUGAUGAAGAGAAAGUCCAGUCCUUACAGCUUCAUCAAAGCCAGCCUGAGGGGAAAGGAGAGGUGGAGCCUUUAGUGAGCGGCUCAACUAAACAGAUGGAAACAGAUGCUGAUGGAGAGAAACCGUCCUCCUGCUUUGUGAGCAAGAGCACAGGAGAGAAUCAAUGUACUUGCGAUGUGUGUGGUACAAGCUUUGAACAAAAAGAACAUUUAAACACACACAUCAUGAUGCACAAGAGAGAGAAACCAAAUUGUUGCUCAGUCUGUGGCAAAAGUUCUACAAGGAAAAGUGACUUAAACAGUCACAUGAGAAUCCACACAGGAGAGAAACCAUUUAGCUGUUCAGUCUGUGGUAAAGGUUUCAGAUGUAAAAGUAGCUUAAACACACACAUGAGGGUCCACACAAAGGAGAAACCAUUUAGCUGCUCACUCUGUGGUACACAUUUUAGACAGAAAAGUGCAUUAAACAGUCACAUGAGAAUCCACACAGGAGAAAAACCAUUCAGCUGCUCACUCUGUGGUACACAUUUUAGACAGAAAAGUUCCUUAAACGUUCAUAUGAGGGUACACACAGGAGAGAAACCGUUUAGCUGCUCACUCUGUGGUAUUACUUUUACACAUAAAAAUGCCUUAAACAUUCACACAAGAGUCCACACAGGAGAGAAACCAUUUAGCUGCUCACAGUGCGGUACAAGUUUUACACAGAAAAGUGCCUUAGACAGUCACAUGAGAAUCCACACAGGAGAGAAACAAUUUAGCUGCUCACUCUGUGGUAAAUGUUUCACAUUUAAAGGCAAUUUGGACAAACACAUGAGAAUCCACACAGGAGAAAAACCAUUUAGCUGUCUGGUCUGUGGUAAAGGUUUUAUGCAGAAAGGGCACUUAAACAGUCACAUGAGAAUCCACACAGGUGAGAAACCAUUUAGCUGCUCACUCUGUGGUGCAAAUUUUACACAGAAAAGUUCUAUAAACAUUCAUAUGAGAGUCCACACAGGAGAGAAGCCGUUUAGCUGCUCACUCUGUGGUACAAGUUUUACACAGAAAAGUGCCUUAAACAUUCACAUGAGAGUCCACACGGGAGAGAAACCAUUUAGCUGCUCAGUCUGUGGGAAAGGUUUCACAUUUAAAAGUAACGUUAACAUUCACAUGAGAGUUCACACAGGAGAGAAACCAUUCAGCUGUUCUGUCUGUGGUAAAAGUUUUGCCUUUAAAAGUAACGUAAGUAUUCACAUGAGAGUUCACACAGGAGAGAAACCAUUUAGCUGCUCAGUUUGCGGUAAAGGUUUUACACAGAAAAGUGUCAUAAAGAAACACAUGAGAGUCCACGCAAAAGACCAUCCGUUCAGUUGUAACGUGUGUAAGAGACAGUUCAGCAGACGUAGAGAUGUCAGAGGGCAUAAGUGUACUGGUGAAAGUAGCAGCAGGUGAAGCUGCAGAGUGGCUGGUUGAGCUGAAUAAUCAAACAGUACCAGGACAACAAACUAGACACAGUGUACUGCAUCAGUCAGGGGGAAGUCCAAACCCUUUGUAGUCAGUGUUGUGGUUAGAGAUGCAGGCUGCCUCGCUGAACUGCUGCAGCUCACGUGUGUGUGGUGUCCACACAGACUGCACCAGUCCUGUCUUUUUAUGUUGACUGUGUCUUAGAUAAUGGCCCAUAUCAUUUUUUAUAUCUCUGGAAUAGAAGGUUACAGCAACAUGGGACCAAGAUUUACCUCUUCAGCAUCCCUGAAAACCCACACAAGCAUCGUCUCCAUUUUCUCAAUUGAAGUGAGAAAGUGGAGGCUAUGCUUGCUUCAGUGGCUAAAAUAAUUUAUUAAAAAAAUAGAUGUUUUUCAUGUCUGUGAUAUAUUCUACAGAUACAGAUAUCAGUGGCCAGAUUUAGUUAUGUAGUUCUGGUGGUAUGCUGUCAAUAUGACCAUCAACAGUUUAUUCAGUCUGUUAUCAUGAUCUUGCAGUAAAGACAGUUCUCUGUGCUAAAACAACUUGCUUUGAGAUGUUUCCAAUUCAUUCAAACACAGUUGUUUUAAAAUGAUAGUUUUAGCAUGCUUGAUAUUACCAAGAGAAGAGAAGAUUCCUGCACACUGUCUUAACACUUGCAAUAAACUUCACCUGAUGCAGGACUAAGUGCUGGACCAUUGUGUUCUUAAUAAAGCUUACUUCAAGUGUUCAGACAGUGUGUGGGAAUCUUCUCUCUUGGACAGAUCUUCCUACACACCUGUCUACAAGAAACUGAGGCUAUGAGUGAGCCUUGGUUUCUUGUAAACACCAUGAAAUCGGUAAGAUUAACCAGGUUUCAGAGAUAAAUAAACUACAUUGAAAAAACACUAGCACUUUGGAAUGUAAUAUUACAGAUUCCUCAUUUUUGGAUUUAUUAAAGUAUAUAGUGACAGGUUUAUUGCAAAAUAUUUAAAAUAUUACAGUACAGUAAAACUAAAAGUGUUAAUAGUUUUUUCUACAAGUUACAUGUAGAAGUGAGUUCUCUUUUGCUGUACAACCCUGGACCGUGAACCUCUAUCUGAAUAAUGUUCAGUGUGCUAAACAGUAGCAUUCAGCUUCCAACAGAAAAAUGACAAUCUGGUACAGCAAGCAUUCAGUCUAUGAAAAACUAGCCCUCAUUCCCCUGCACUCCUUUCCCCUAUAAAUUUCCUUCCCACCCACCCCUUUUUCCUCAUUUUUUCUUCCAUGUUCGUUCCCUCCUCCUCCUCUAUGUAUUUUGUAACUUAAAUUUUUCCCCAUUCUGACUUCUGCCUCUCCUCGUCAAAUUUCACCUUUAUAUAUUCAUAAAAGGACUGUGCACAUUAAUGAACAUUUAACAAACUGUAAAUGCACCCAAUUUAGCAAGUAUGCUACUUUCCACUAGUAGUCCCUCUGUCUGUUACAGGGCAGCCUAAGACUACAAAGACAUUGUAAAAGUGAAGUACAUUAGGCAUUUAGAAAUGACAGUAACUCAGAGUUAAAACAACCCUGUAACCUUUCCCCAGAAACACAUACAUCAGGUCCAUCAUAUGAUCUGUUACUGAGGAACAUGCAGACAGUUUUCUGAUAUUAUGCUGGAGUUGUUUACCAGAAGGUGACACCACUCAUUGCAUGGGGAAGCUUUAUGCAACCAUAUUUUGCCACGUUCAAUAUUACAGUAUUGUCUGCAGUGAUACUGGGCUUUAAAUAAACCUGAGCUUGAACUUGAGAGAUUGCCAUUGAUACUCAGUUGAAUUGGCCUAAUAAUAUUUUGCCCUGUUGUCUUCUUUAUUUGAUUCCAAAUCAUUUCCCCAUUCCCCCUUUUGUUCCUUAGUGUUGUAAAUGCUGCUCUAUAAUGGGUUAAGAUUUCACAGACAGUUUUAGAGCAGGUCUUGUUCUUUCAUCAGUUUUCAAAUACUCUCAUUUAUCCAGGGAAAUGAUAACUUUCUACUUUUGUCUGACUUUGUGUGUGAAUUCCUUAGUUAUACUAUGUAAUUUUUCUGUAUAGAGCUGACAUCCCGCUUAAUAAACUUUAAA
Myripristis murdjan (pinecone soldierfish) is the source of this 4625-nucleotide messenger RNA. RefSeq names its product oocyte zinc finger protein XlCOF6-like. The coding region runs from base 342 to 2561 and encodes 739 amino acids. The transcript is spliced from 5 exons. Gene Ontology annotation, cellular component: nucleus. Lineage: Eukaryota; Metazoa; Chordata; Actinopteri; Holocentriformes; Holocentridae. Gene Ontology annotation, biological process: regulation of transcription by RNA polymerase II. The record is from RefSeq and is a predicted model, not a curated record. Gene Ontology annotation, molecular function: DNA-binding transcription activator activity, RNA polymerase II-specific; RNA polymerase II cis-regulatory region sequence-specific DNA binding.